UUGCCAGACGUUCAGGUGUCAACUUGCGGGAAGCCAAGCAGGCAGGGCAGUUUCCCUUCGGAUGAAAGGCCCUGGGGCGCCCACGAAGGAAGGAAGGAAGGGAAACAACCCCCAGCCCAGGAGGGGAGCAAAGGGACUCCGGCUCCCCAGAGUUAGGGAGGGAAGGAGGGAGGGGGGCGUUUCCCAGGCCGAGAGGUGUGGAUCUUCCCUGCGAGAGAAGUUUGCCGGCCAAGCUGCGCCUGGGCUCACGUGACGGGUGACGGGAAGCCCGAAACCAGACCGGGCGCUCGGGCGAGUUGGGCUUCUCCUCCGGGAACCCACGCGGGCUCUUUGGCUUCUUCCCACCGGGGAGGGGACACUCUGCAAGCAGCGCCUUCCGAGUCGGAUGCCCCCCUCUGCCUUGAGCCGGGGCCAUCAUGGACAAGAUCAACAAGAUCACAGUGCCGGCAGGGCAGAAGCUCAGGCAACUUCAAAAGAUAGUACACGAUAUCAAGAAAAAUGACAGUGGGAUAAUGAGCAAGUUCAAAAAGUUCCAAAAUGAACACGUGGCCUUAAUAUGCAAAACUGGAAAAAAUACAUGGGACCGGCUGACAAGCAAACCACCUCCUCCCAGUGUACCACCUGUAGACUACGAAGACGAGGAACAGUGGUCAGAUUUUGAUAGCGAUUAUGAGAAUCCUGAUAACCCCUCUGAUUCUGAGACAUACGUGGUUCCUUCUGAAGAGAACUGUGAUGACAGCUAUGAGCCACCUCCAAGCGAGCAAGAAAAGAAACAACUUCCAGCAGCCUUCUCCUGUUCUGGAGGAGAAUAUGCAGACAAUAAACGGUCAAGCCAACAGAAGCCUUGGCCCGUCUCGAAACCAUUGCCUACACUGCCAAGCCAGUCUUCAUCAACAGUGAAGAAAGCGGCUACUAUGCCGCCACCAUCUGCUGCUCUGAAGCCAAAACUUCCACCGAAGCUAAAUGAUGAUGAGGCAGAUUACGUUAUACCUGUUGAUGAUGAAGAAGAUAAUUAUAUUGAGCCCACCGAAGAAAGCCCACCACAGCCUGAAAAACCCCCAGUGGUGAACAGAUCUAUCAAGCCUACAUCAAAGCCUGAUCCUCCCAGUUCGUCCAUAUUACCUCCCAAGCCUCUGUCUCCUUCUGCAUUAGAUGUCUAUGAAGUUCCUGAAGAAGAGUACUUUUUUUUCCCCCCCAGAAUUUCAAAGCCACUUCCUCCAAAGCCUGUCCAGAGACAGACAGGAGGACCUCCUCAUGAACGCAAUGGAGUUAGGGAAUCCAUUAAACCAGACAGAAAUGUUUUGCCGAUUCCAAGACAGCGUCCACCACCAAAAGAACCAGAUGGCCUGGGAAUGCACAAUGAUGAAAAUCACAACAGCAAAAGUGCUCCAGAAUUCAAGUUUCCAUCCGUUACAAUCCCAUCUCCAUUGCCGAGGAUUGCGAAAAAACUUCCAAACCCAGCAACACUACCGAAACCGACACUCCCUGAGAGAGACCAUCUCAGUAUUAUUGAAGAUAAACCUAUUCCAGCUGAACGUCGAAGGGGUUCCAACCAUGAGCUUCCUCUCCCACCCAUCCCACCUGGCAUCCAAAAGCCGCUGCCGCAGAAGCCACCAACAUUGCCAAGAUCAUCAGAACCAGCAAGUCGCACCUUUGAUGCACCACGCAACGGUAGUUUUACAACAGCAGAACAGGAUGGUAGUGUUUAUGGGAAAACUUGGUAUAUGGCUUCCAGCGAUCGAAAAACAGCUGAAGAUGCAUUAUACAAAUCAAACAAGGAUGGAUCUUUCCUGGUCAGGAAGAGUUCUGGACAAGAUUCAAAGCAACCAUAUACACUAGUUGUGUUCUACAAUAAGAGAGUAUAUAACAUCCCAAUCCGAUUUAUUGAAUCAACAAGACAAUAUGCUUUGGGCAGAGAAAAAAGCGGCGAGGAGCGCUUCGACAGUGUGGCAGAAAUCAUCGAGAAUCAUCAACGGUUUUCUCUUGUUCUCAUUGACAGUCAAAACAACACAAAAGACUCUACCAAACUCAAACAUAUAACCAGAGUUUCAUAACUAUGCACUGAAGAUCCGCCAUCUUCCAAGAAUUUGAGAAUAAGUAUUUCAUGAUGAGCAACUGAAUAUUUAAGUGGAAGAGGUUCUUCCAAAUGCUUUUUACAAGCAAAAUACAUGAUAUAUUGUGGAUUUUAUAAAGGACCAAAGAGUUAUUUGAUACUGAACCUAUCUUACAGCAAAGUAUUGGAGCACUGAGUUAAAAACACCCCAUUCCUGCCAAGUUGCUGCAUACUUGACAUAUACAUUUUAAGAAAGGCAUUCCAGAAUCAGAAAAGAAGUCCAAGUAACCAAUCUAUAUAAAUAAAAAUGUAAUGUUUGUUUGUGGGAUUAACAUAACUCAAAAGCCACUGGACGAAUUGCCAUCAAAUUUGGACACGAUACACCUGCUACCCCAAGGAGUGUCCAUCACUCAAGAAACGUGGAUUUUGUCUUUUGAAAGUUGUAGUUGCUGGGAUUUACAGUUCACCUACAAUCAAAGAGCAUUCUGAACCCCACCAACGAUGGAAUUGAACCAAACUUGGCACACAGGACUCCCACAACCAACAUAAAAUUCUGGAAUGGUUUAGUGGGCAUUGACCUUGAAUUUGGGAGUUGUAGUUCACCUACAUCUGGAGAGUACUGUGAACUCAAACAAUGAUGGAUCUUGACCAAACUUGGCACAAAUACUCCAUAUGCCCAAAUGUGAACACAGAUGGAGUUUGGGGAAAACAGACCUUGACAUCUGGGAGUUGUAGUUGCUGGGAUUUAUAGUUAACCUACAAUCGGAGCAUUCUGAACCCCACCAACGAUAGAAUUGAACCAAACUUGCCACACAGACCCCCAUGACUAACAGAAAAUACUGUGUUUUCUGGUGGUCUUUGGUGACCCUUCUGACACUCCCUCACAACCCUCUCCCAGGAGUCCCAACCCCCAGGUUGAGAAAUACUUCUUGAAGGCCAUCUAGUCCAACUCCCUUCACCAGGGCAAGAAAACAUAAUCAAAGCCCUCCUAACAAGGAGCCACCCAGCCGUAGAUAUAUAUGAUUCACUCACAUACACACACACACACACACACACAUAUAUAUAUGACAGAUAGAACAUCAUAGAUUUGAAAGGGACCCCUAAAGAAGCACAAUAAUAUGUUCCAUGUUCCAGAGUGGGCACACCAGACAACCUCUACAACACUGACAAAGAAACAAGAAGUACUGUUUACUCACAAGCAUAAAGAAAUGACAUAUAUUAGAAACCCACACUUUCUCAUUAUUUUUGAGAUCACCACACUGGGCCACACCAAUGCGUAGCAGGGGACAGCUAGUAUUUAAUAUAUUCAUAAGGCUAUAUUUGCAGUGGCUUUCUGUUCUUGCAAAAGGAAUUCCUUAGUGAAAUUCAGUGGCCAGACUUAGGGUAUGUUUGUCAUUAUUUACCAAGCUAAGUUAUUUUCUGGAACAUUAAUUUUCCAAAGUCGGGCUUUUAAUGUAAUGUGUUUUAUUGGCUUCAGUUGUCUUUGUUGAAACCAUUUGUUGAAACCAUAACAUUUAAAAUACAUAUAUACUG
This is a messenger RNA of Anolis sagrei ordinatus, 3586 nucleotides long. The record is from RefSeq and is a predicted model, not a curated record. Lineage: Eukaryota; Metazoa; Chordata; Lepidosauria; Squamata; Anolidae.